Messenger RNA from Talaromyces stipitatus ATCC 10500, 1745 nucleotides. Its product is annotated as MFS transporter, putative. Gene Ontology annotation, molecular function: transmembrane transporter activity. The coding region runs from base 1 to 1626 and encodes 541 amino acids. NCBI's taxonomy places the organism in Eukaryota, Fungi, Ascomycota, Eurotiomycetes, Eurotiales, Trichocomaceae. The transcript has 6 exons. The record is from RefSeq and is a predicted model, not a curated record. Gene Ontology annotation, biological process: transmembrane transport.
AUGUCUAUUUCGAACGAUAGCACUAUGUCGCACGAACUACCCAGUCGGGUUCCGGGGACAGUUCAUCUUGUAGAUAUAGAUCAUUCAAUGCGGACUCGUCAUGCAAAUGGAAACGGCGAUAUAGUUCUGGAUCCAACACCAUCUAGCGACCCUAAUGAUCCCCUCAAUUGGUCUCCUCGUCGCAAACUCUUGUCACUGAUCUGCCAAAAUUUAUAUACUUGGUUCACUGGCAUUUCGGUGUCAACCGUUUACUCCGUCCUUGUUCCCCUAUCUAAGGCUUCUGGAGUUUCCACUGACACGUUGAAUCAAGGAACAGGAUAUAUGUUUUUGUUCCUGGGUUGGAGUUUACUGUUUUGGCAGCCAUUUUCACUCCGAUAUGGUAAACGUCUCACGUUUUUGCUAUCCAUUGCCGGAGGUAUUGGGACAUCAAUUUGGAGUGCAUACGUAACAAGCAACGGCGAGUGGAUAGCCAAGUGUAUCUUGCAAGGUUUCUUCAUUGCUCCUAUCGAAGCCCUUCCGGAGAUUUGUGUGACUGAUCUGUAUUUCACACACGAACGCGGCACCUAUAUGGGUAUUUAUGCUCUGACCCUGGCAGGUAGUAAUUACUUUGCUCCUGUGAUAUGUGGAUUCAUCGCCGAGUACCAGGGAUGGAGAUGGGUAUUUUACUGGCCGGCUAUUUUUCUAGGUGCUGUCUUUGUCUUCUUGGCCUUGUUCAUGGAAGAGACCACCUACAAUCGUAGUAAAUCAACAGUGACCCAAGUAGACGGAUUGUCGCGGCCCGAACUCUCCGUAGGAGAAAAGACAGCUGUCGCCACCCCGACGCCUCGCAUGGCAGAAGACGGAUAUAUUGACAGUCAACCAAAGUCAUUUGUUGCUAAGAUGUCGAUUGGGCGAACCAAUCCAGGUCAAAACAUGUUCAAACAUGCAAUUCAAAGCCUGAGGUUUCUGGGGUGGCCGGUCAUCUUUUACGCAGGCUUCUCAUACGGGUGUUAUCUGAUCUGGUUCAAUAUUCUUAACGCGACAGCCUCCAUCAUCCUUUCAGGCGCACCUUAUCAUUUUGGCUCAUCAAUGGUUGGCCUCAGUUACCUGUCUUGUUGCAUUGGCGUUAUUAUCGCGUCGAUUGUGUCUGGCAGGUUGAGUGAUUGGCUGACCAUUAAGCUCGCGCGCCGUAAUAACGGCAUUAUGGAGGCCGAACAUCGCUUAUGGCCAUUUGCUAUUUGUGUUAUUACGGUACCAUCAUCUCUCAUACUGUGGGGUGUUGGCGCUCAGCAUGGUGUUCAUUGGUUUGGGCUGAUAUUUGGAAUGGGCGUCCUCGCUUUUACCUCGACAAUGGGGAUCACGCUAAGUGUAAACUACAUGAUUGACAGUUACCAUGACAUCAGCACUGAUGCCAUCGUGACUGUUAUUCUUGUACGCAAUACAAUGUCAUUUGCAAUUGGAUAUGGAAUCACACCAUGGCUGACGAAUCUCGGAUACCAAAAUUGUUUUAUUUCGGCAGCUUUUAUCGGUAUGGCUGUCUCGUUAGUUUUCUUGGUCAUGGUUAAAUACGGGAAGUCCUUGAGGGUUCGGAGUGCCAGCAAAUACUGGGCUAUGGUUAACCGUGAUAAAUCCACCGAGGACAACUAACUUCAGAAGAAAUGAAGGGCUACGACGUUGUCCUGGGCUGGCAGUGAACUAGCAAGCUCUGCAUGACGAAAUACAUAGUAUAGAUGUUCAAUGUUCAUAUCAAAUGCCUUUCGAUUAAU